Molecule: messenger RNA, 3267 nt
Organism: Leptosia nina
Lineage: Eukaryota; Metazoa; Arthropoda; Insecta; Lepidoptera; Pieridae
Source: the annotation of a GenBank genome assembly
AUGGACAGUAGCGAAGGUUUGGAUGAUAAGGACAGCGGUCCCGAAGUUCAACUGAACUUUCCAGCGUCAGUGAUGAGCAGAAUUGAGGAGUUGAUGGGUGGAACAGAACAGUUUGACAGUGAUGAAUUUGAUGCUGUAUCUUACAUUAACAAAGUGUUUCCUACGGAACAAUCUCUGUCUGGUGUGGAGACAGCUGCAGCUAGAUGCGAGUUUCAUCUAGCAGCUGUCCAGCAUGACAUAAGACGACUUGUACAGGCUCAACAUGAUCAGAGAAUAUCUGGACAUGAAGCUCUUCUUGAAGCACGGAAGUGUAUCUCUGAGUUGGCUUUGCAAGUUACAGAUAUAAACAAGAAAGCAGAGCGAAGUGAAAGUAUGGUUCGUGAGAUAACAUCUGAGAUCAAACAGCUUGACUGUGCCAAAUGGAACUUAACCGCUGCUAUCACUGCACUGAACCAUUUGCACAUGUUAGUGGGCGGGGCUGCUGCAUUACGCACACUAGCACAGAAUAGACAGUAUAAAGAGCUGGUAUUGCCACUUCAAGCUAUUAUGGAGGUACUACAACACCUAGAAUGCUAUCGAGAUAUUCCAGAACUGAAUAAAUUGCGAGAUGAAUUGCAUACAAUUCGGGCUGACCUUGCCACGCAGAUAUUGGCUGAUUUCAAACAGUGUUUUACUGGUGGAGGCAAAAGUGGUGUAUCUCAUCGUACACUGAGCGAAGCGUGUGGAGUGGUAGACGUCCUAGACCCUAAGGUCAAACAGGAUCUGCUUAAAUGGUUCAUAUCCCUUCAGCUUCAGGAGUAUGAGCACCUAUUCUCCAGUGAACAGGAACACGCUUGGCUUGCGCACAUCGCUCGUCGUUACGCUUGGCUCAAACGACAUCUCUUAUCUGUGGAACAGAGCCUUGCCAACUUGUUCCCAGCACCAUGGCGGCUCAGUGAGAGAAUUGCGCACCAAUUCUGUAAGAUAACUCGGGAUAACCUCACGUCUCUCAUGUCUACGCGGCGCAAUGAGCUGGAUUGCAAACUUCUUUUGUAUGCGAUUCAACAGACGCAUAACUUUGAACUCCUGUUACAUAAGCGGUUUAUUGGCACUGAGCUAGGCUCAGAAACAGUGGAAACACACAACAACAAUGAAAUAUCCUUUGAAGAAUAUAUUGAGCAGAAUGUAGAAGAUAUGACGUCACAAAAGAGCCCGUGGGUGGGACUUGUCGGGGGUUGCUUUGAAGCACAUCUCUCGCUGUACAUAAGUAGUCUUGAUACUAAUCUACGAUCGCUGAUGGAUCGAUUCAUUCAGGAAGCAAAAUCCAUGGAACUUAGUGAUACAGCAGAAGGAAGCGGGUCAGGUGGGGUUUUGGCAAGUUGUGCCGAUUUGUUUCUAUUCUACAAGAAGUGUUUGGCACAGUGCGCCAGACUGUCUACUGGGGAACCAAUGCUAGAGUUGGCGGGUGUUUUUGGGAAGUACCUUCGUGAGUAUGCAAGCUGUGUACUCCAAAGCGCAUUACCUCGAAAUUCUGGAUCUAACGCCAGCGGAAACUCCACUGUGAGCCUCUCGACGGUCCCAAAUAUAGUCACUAAUCUUCACACAUUCCUAAGAGAUGACAGCACUGUCAGAUAUACAAAACAGGAAAUAGCAAAAAUAACAAGCGUUAUCACCACCUCGGAAUACUGUCUUGAAACAACUGUCCAUCUCGAGCAGAAGCUAAAAGAAAAAAUCACUCCUACCCUGGCUGAAAAGAUAGACCUGGGCCCAGAACAGGAUCUAUUCCACAAGAUGAUAAGCACCUGCAUUCAGCUUCUCGUUCAAGAUCUGGAGUUGGCUUGUGAACCGGCUUUACAAGCUAUGACGAAGAUUUCCUGGCUUCAUUUCGACAAUGUUGGAGAUCAAAGCUCCUAUGUCACACAGAUCAUUAUGCACUUAAAGAACACAGUUCCUAUCUUACGGGAUAACCUUGCAUCUUCGAGAAAAUACUUCACUCAGUUUUGCAUUCGGUUCGCGAAUUCCUUCAUUCCAAAGUUCAUACAAAAUGUUUAUAAAUGCAAGCCCAUAUCUACAGUUGGAUCUGAGCAAUUGUUGCUAGACACACAUAUGCUUAAGACAGCAUUAUUAGAACUACCCUCAAUUGGCUCUGAAGUGAAGAGGCAAGCGCCCACAACAUACACUAAAGUGGUGAUCAAGUUAAUGACUAAAGCUGAAAUGAUCUUAAAGCUUGUUAUGGCUCCAUUAGACAAUAAUUUGGACGGUUUUGUAUCUCAAUUUCUGCAAUUGCUUCCAGAAAGUACUAUAGCUGAAUUCCAUAAGGUUUUAGAUAUGAAGGGCGCUAAGCUAUCUAAGACCCAACUUGGCGCGCUUGAUGCCCUGUUUAAAGAAACCUCGAAAUCAAACAUUUGUUUGAUACUGAGUUUAUUCGAACACUGGCGCGGAGGUAAGCGAAUAGUUAAGGCAGAUACCGAGGAUCCCAAUGCGGAGCUCGAGAGAGAAAUUCUUGACGAUGAGAAAAGAAUUAUCCCUGGUUUGGGAGAAGGUGGUGCCGCGGCACAUUUGUUCGGUGAAGCGAAACGCCUGGGAGAGGAAUCGGAAAAAAAAUUAGCCAUCAACGUGUAUCUAAGCGAUAGGAUCCCGUACAAUCGCAGUUUGAAUGAUCAUAGAAAUCCAGCUUGCAAAAGAGUCUUAUAUGACGCUGAACUGCCCUCAGCAUCAGUUAUUUUAAUAUUCCACAAUGAACCAUAUUCUGUGGUGAUACGGACUAUAUGGAGUGUAGUUAAUAGUGCAAGACGUGACCAGCCGUGGUAUAGAAGAGCUAACUUUGUGGACAGAAAUACUGGAGCCACAAUGAAUUUAGGGUAUCCAGGACAGGACCCUUCAUCACCCUUUGUAUAUCUAAAAGAAAUUAUCCUCGUAGAUGAUAAUUCUACACUUCCUGAAUUAAAGGGUAAACUAAGCCAUUACAUUCGAACAAGACUACCUCCAGAUCUCAUAAAAAUUCUAAGACUGCCUGAUCGGGUAGGUGUAACUCAAGCUCGUUUUGCGGGUAGUCGGGUAGCAGUGGGUGACGUCAUGAUUUUCUUAGACUCGCACUGUGAAGCGAAUGCUGAUUGGCUAAGACCACUGCUUCAGAGAAUAAAAGACGAACGAACCGCCGUACUCACACCCAUUAUAGAUAUGAUACAACAAACUACAUUUGAAUAUCAAGCUGGGGACAGGAAUUUUGAGGUUUUAACUUCGAUUUCAAAGACUUUUGGGGAUAGUUUCAAAUAUGGCAGUUCCUAG